Phaeoacremonium minimum UCRPA7 is the source of this 444-nucleotide messenger RNA. RefSeq names its product putative mitochondrial iron uptake protein. Gene Ontology annotation, cellular component: mitochondrion. Lineage: Eukaryota; Fungi; Ascomycota; Sordariomycetes; Togniniales; Togniniaceae. The record is from RefSeq and is a predicted model, not a curated record. Gene Ontology annotation, molecular function: ferrous iron binding; ferroxidase activity; iron chaperone activity. The coding region runs from base 1 to 444 and encodes 147 amino acids. Gene Ontology annotation, biological process: iron incorporation into metallo-sulfur cluster; intracellular iron ion homeostasis. The transcript has 2 exons.
AUGCCCGAGUCCGACGACCCACCGCCACCACAGUCCGUUCCCGAAAGCAAGGCCGAGGCACACGCUGCCGAGAUCAGCGAAGGCCAGUACCACGAGCUAGCGGACGAAUACCUCGAGACGAUCCUCUCCAAGUUCGAAGAGCUCGCCGACGAGCGGGAAGACGUCGACGUCGAGUUCGCCGCCGGCGUCCUCACCGUCUCCUUCUCCUCCAUCGGCACCUACGUGAUCAACAAGCAGCCACCCAACAAGCAGAUCUGGCUGUCCUCGCCCAAGUCCGGCCCCAAGCGCUACGACUGGGCCGUCGUCGGCGAGGGCCAGGACCAGAAGGGCGGCACCGCCGCCGGCGACUGGAUCUACCUGCGCGACGGCAGCACGCUCAACGACCUCUUCCUCGAGGAGCUGGCGGUGGACCUUAGCAUGCCCCAGCCCAACUACGGCGAGUGA